CUAGGUGCAAGUGCCCUAUCGAUUGCAUGGGAUUGCGCUCAGGCAGUGCGGCGGGCGGCCGGAGGGGGGAGGGUCCUUGCGGCGGAUCUCUCGGGAACGUUUUCCGUCGGUUCCGGACUUUCCACAUCCACGUCAUGUCCCUCAGAGUGCGGGCUCUGGGAGAUUACUCUCGUUAUUGUGCUCCUCCGGAGCCCGCUGCUCCCUCACGCGUCCGAAAGUCUUCGUCUGUCGGUGAGCCGGGCAACUGAAAAGAUGUCGGGGCCUGUGGAUCCGGACGAGCCUUACGAUUUCCUCUUUAAAAUCGUUCUGAUCGGAGACGCCGGCGUCGGCAAGACCUGCGUCGUGCAGCGUUUCAAAUCGGGCAUUUUCGUGGAGAAACAAGGCAACACGAUCGGGGUGGACUUUACAAUGAAAACCUUAGAAAUUCAAGGCAAGCGGGUGAAAUUGCAGAUAUGGGACACAGCUGGACAAGAACGUUUUAGGACAAUUACACAGAGUUAUUAUCGAAGUGCUAAUGGUGCGAUUGUUGCUUAUGACAUUAGCAAACGGGGAUCUUUUGAAUCUGUGCCACGGUGGAUAGAAGAUGUGAAGAAGUAUGCGGGUUCAAACAUUGUGCAAUUAUUAAUUGGUAAUAAGUCCGAUAAGAAUGAUGCCCGGGAGGUUCAAUAUGAAGAAGCCAAAACUCUUGCAGUUCAUUAUGAUAUGGCAUCUGUACUAGAGACAUCUGCCAAAGAUUCCAGCAACGUGGAAGAAGCUUUUAUAAAAAUGGCCACAGAGCUAAUGCUAAGACAUGCUGGGCCAAUGUUCACUGAAAAAGCUACCGAAAGUAUCAAAUUAAACAGCAAAGAUGUCGGUGAAGGAUGGGGAUGUAGUUGUUGACUUUGCGGGUUAAUUUUUUUAGGUUUUGCAUCAUCUCGUUUUAAGGUAGACUGAUCAAUCACAAAUGUGAUUUAAGUCACUUGGCUUGGACUAAGUUAUGUUUGUGAUGUGUUUGUGCACAGAAUCUGUGCAAACUGUUGUGAACCGUAUCCAUUCCUCCAAUUUGAAGAUGAUGACAGUCAAACCUGUUCUUGCUGGUCAUUAAAUCUUAACAUUCCAGUUUCCUUGACAUUCCAAUAAGAAUCGUAGUAGUCACAUUGCCUUAACUACUGAUAUUGAAGAACGCAGUUUCUCUAACAACCCUUUUUCUUAUUAAAUUUAUGGCUCUGAACUGAAUAUUUUGCGGAGAAGGUAUGAACAUUUAAAAAAUGAAGGUGUAAUAAAAUUGAAUUGGAGAUGAUACGUAGGACUGCCUUAUUGAUUAAAAUUGGCUUGGUUAGCAGUCACGAUGGGGAAGAGUGGAAGUUGUGAAUAAUUAGCUAGUUUUCUUCUGCAUAUUCAUGGUUGCCUUACAAAUUAAAUACAUGUAUUCCAGCCACUUUUUUUUAAUGUCACUGCAUAUUUUAGGAAUCUUGGCAGUCCUGCGUAUUACUCUUUAAAUUCUUAAGUUCAUACAUUACUUUGAGGUAUAAGAGUAUUUGACUUACUUCAAGAGGUGAUUUAAAUUGAAACUUGAAUCAAAUGCAUUUCUGUAGUUAUUAAUCUUGAAGCUGAAUGUGCUGUUUUGCUUUGUGUAGUGGCCCACAACUGUCCCAGGAUUUUGUUGCUCUUAAGACAAUGAUAUAAUUCUCACUGGUAAUUGGUCAAAAUGCUAACAGUUUAGAGAAGACAUUGGUUAGCCUAGCAACAGAUAAUUACAACUCCGAGUCUGGGUGUUGUGUAAUUUACAGCUAGGAUCAAUGCCAGCCUUAUUAUUGAUUCGAUGUACAUAGCCUGUUUUGGUGAGAACAAAGCAUCUGACAGCAAACAGUACUAUUGUAGCAUUUGCUUUGCAAUUGCAAAAUGCUGGCAGGGAUAAUGUAUCCUAGAAAAUGCAUUGUGCACUUUACUUUUUUAAAAGAAAAAGCAGGGUCCAGAAUAACAGCAUAAACUGGUUAUGAAGUUGUUUCUCAGCAAUAGUGAUUACUGGGGAGGUGAGAAUAGACUGUAUUACCGAACACACUCCCAAACCUAGCCUUGAUUUCAUUGAAACAAACAGCAGUACUUUCUGACAAUACUUAUUUCAGAUCAACAUUAACACUUCAAUAUUCAAACUAAAGAAUGAAAAAAGCCAGAACAUAUUGGGCAUUCUUAUUUACAAGAUGUAGAGUUGGAUGUAGUUUAUACAGUAUUAUUUUACGGAAGGGGACUAAAGAAAACUUCUGUGCUUCGGGUGAAAUAAUGAACAAGUGCAUCUAUUUUAAUAACCAGGUAAAAAGGGUAGUGCCUACAGUAUGUAAAUAUAUAUGGAAGACUUUUGCACAUUUUGCUUCACUAAAAUCUAGUGUAUUAAUUCCAGGUUGAUUGUAUAUAGCCCCUUAUCCCUCCUAUUUUUGCUUAAGACUAUGAUUCAAAAGGGUGAUAGUGCAAUUAGUUAACAAUGUCCUUUCAACUUCAGCUUAAACUAGUAGCACAAUAUCUCUUUCUGUUACAACUUUCUUUUAUUCAUUCAUGGAAUGAGGGGGUCAAUGGCUGGGCUAGCAUUUAUUGGCCAUCCGUUAUGGAUGUAGUGGUAAUUCUCUUGAAAAUGCCCAAGCCUAUCUUGUAGCCUGCUCCUUGUUAGGGGUUAGAGAACAGACAAAAUGGUUGUUUAUGGAAAGUGAAAAUGUGAAUGCAAUAAAGUUUGCUUUUCCAAAGUAGUGGUGGUUAUAUCUGGGCAGAGUCCUCCUUAGUAACAUCUGGGGGCUACUGUAAAAUUAGGAGAGCUGUCUCAAGCCUGAUGCAGUAAUACUUAUGGAAUCGCACUUUACGGAAAAUGUCUCAGACAUUAGCAUCACUGUUCCUGGGUAUGCCCUGUCCCACCUAUCCACUCCUAUCCUGGGUGUCCUCAACAUUGAUUGUGGAGCCCAUGAAGUCUCACAACAUCAGGUCAAACGUGGGCAAGGAAAUAUCCUGCUGAUUACCAUAUGCAGACUGUCCUUAGCUGAUGAUUCAAUACUCCUCUAUGUUGUACACCACUUGUAGGACACACUGAAGGUAGCGAGGGUGCAGAAUAUACUCUGGGUAGGGACUUCAAUGCUCACUUAAUUAGGAGCGACUCACCAGCACAACUGCUUACUGAGCUGGUUAAGUCCUAAAGGCUAUAGCUAUUAGACUGGGCCUGUGGCAGCUGGUGAGGGAACUAACAAGAGGUAAAAGCAUACAUUUCCUCAUCCUGAACAAUCUCCCUGCCACAGAUGCAUCUAUCCAUUAUAGUAUCGGUAAGAAUAACCACUGCAUUUUCCUUGUGGAGACGAAGACCUGCCUUCACAUUGAUAAUACCUUAAACCAUGUUGUGCGGUUGAAUGGGACAGACUUUGAACAAGCCACUCCAUUCCUAACCUCGUUACAGUCUUGGUUCAAAGAUAGAAAAAAGACCUGAGUGUCAAUUGCUGCUUUGCAGCCCUAGCAAAACUGGAGUCUGUGCACAUCAGGGUGAAAUUUCUCCACUGGAUGAAGUCACACCUGAUACACAGGAUUUAUUGGAGGUCAGUCAUCUCGGUUCCAGGAUAUCUCUGCAGGAGUUCUUCAUGGUAGUGUCCUAGGCUCAAACAUCUUCAGCUGCUUCAUCAAUGACCUUCCCUCCAUCAUGGGAUCAGAAGUGGGAAUGUUCACCAAUAACAGCACAAUAUUUAGCACCAUUUGUGACAACUCCAGACACAGAAGCAGUUUGUGUCCAACUGUGGCAAAACCUGAACAAUAUCCAAGCAUGGGCUGAAAAGUGGCAAUAACAUUUGCAUCACAUAAAUGCCAGGCAGUAACCAUCUCCAACAGGAGAGAAUUGAACCAUUAUCCCAUGGCAUUUGAUGAUGUUACCAUUCCUCCAGUAUCAACAUCCUGGGGGGAUUACCAUUGGUCAAACACUGAACUGGACUAGCCGUAUAAAUAUGGUAGCUACAAAAGCAAGUCACAGGUUAGGAAUCCUGCAGUGGGUAACUCACCACCUUACUCCCCAAAGCCUGAGCACCAUCAACAAGGCACAGGUCAGGAAUGUAAUGAACUACUCCCCACUUGCAGAUGAAUGCAGCUGCAACAACACUUAAGAAGCUGACACCAUCCUGGGCAAAGCAGCUCGCUUGAUUGUCCCCACAUCCACAAAUAUCUACUUCCACCACCAAUGUUCAGCACCAGCAUCAGUGUACCAUCUGCAAAAUGUACUGCAGAAAUUCACUAAGGAUCCUUAAAUACCACCUUCCAAACCCAUGCCCGUUGCCAUGUGGAAAGACAAGGGCAGCAGAUAGAUGGAACAACACCAUGCAAGUUCCCCUACAAGCCACUCAACAUCCUGGCUUGGAAAUAUAUUGCCAUUCCUUCACUGUUGAUGGUGCAAAAUGGCACGGGGGGGUGUACCUACACCAGAUGAGCAUGCGGUUCAAGAAGGCAGCAGCUCACUAGGGAUGGGCAUUAAAUGCUGGCCAGUCAGCGAUACCCACAUCCCAUAAGUGAAUUAGAAAAAAAAGAAUUACUUCAUCUGGUUUGACCUGACAUUGCUUCAAGGACUCAUUGUAAGCCUGAAGAGGAGUGGGUAGCAUUCCCUCCCCCACCACGUGUCUUAAGUUGGUUUUUAAAAAAAGUCACUUUUAACGGCUGAGACUUACUUGAAUGUUACUGGUUAGUAGCUUGCUUCCAUUGUUUCAAAUACAGCAGUCAGAUGCGUGAUAAAAAGCAAAUGAUCUGGAGUUGUUCACCAGCAUCAGGAGACAGUUGUUUAUGGGUAAGUAGUUGGUGGAGGAACGAUGAUGUUUUACAGUCUCACACUUGGAGAUGAAAUCAGACAUAAAAGGCCAAAGCUUUCCUUAAUUGCCCUGUGGAGCACACUUGCACCUCCUAGCCAAACUAAAAAGUUCGUACAUUUGUAUCGCUGGCUUCCCAAAAUGACAGCAGAGAGUUAAAUUUCUAUCUGGAGCUAUGGUUUGCCAGAGUCCAGUGGGAGUCUCAAUCAUUGCCAAAAUUGUUGGCAUUAAAAUGGAACUUUACUGGUAAUAGAUUGACUGACUCCCAUUUUAACUGCUGUUCCACUCUUCUGUUGAUUAGGGAAGAGUUAAAAUUCCUCCUUGAAUAUGGAAAGUAGAGGAAAAAAGACAUUCCUCAGUUGACACCUGCCAGCCCAAUGGUCAAAAAAUAUAUUCAGAAACUGCAAACAAUCUCAGAUGAAUUUGUACUACAUUGAAUGGAUAUUGAAUUUCUGGAGCAUUUUAAUAGGAAAACUAGAACAAUUAAAUGAAACUGCAGUCAUGUUGCACUCAGGCUCCAUUAAAGUCACGCUUUGGGAAUCACUUGCAUUUUGUGGUAGACUGGUACUGUCUGGACUUUGGAUAUAUUUUUUGAUACUUUUAAAAAUUUAAAUAAAAGAAAUGCUAGUUAGUUAAGGUUUUCAAUGCAAGUUAAUGCACAUUGAUAAUGCUAAUGUACUCAAUUAUUUAGACUGUGAUGUAUAGAUACAUAAAUUAAGUCAUUAGUUCAUUCAGAUAUCUUGUAAAAGAUGUGCUUAGUUGCCAAAUUGAGCUGAUCGCCACUAAUGACAACACAAUAACAUCCCACCUCAAAGAACUUGCGUUCUGGAUACUUUGUUUAUAGGCUAUCACUUUCCUCAUCCAUACACCAGUACGUUGGUAAUCCAUCACUGUCAUAAUCAGUACGUUUUUUCCCCAGUGAAUUCAAGUUUGUAAACUCUUAAGUUAAAGUUAUUAAAUGUGUGAUGUUUUUGCGACCGAUUUGUUAGAAUGUAUUCCAGGCAGUAUUUUCAGUGUAGACUUCAGCAAUACAUAUUUUGCUUAUCUACUUUAUAUCUGCUUAAGUUUUUAAUUUUCUCUAUGUUGAACUGUCGUAAUUUUCUAUGUUGACUGUUUACUAAUCAUCGCAUAGUUUUCUUUUAGAAUGUUGAGAUUUGUAUACUAUUCAGCAUACAUGGUUGUUGCUUUUAAUUCUUUAACAUGGAUCAGUUAAAAACAUUAAGCAACUUCAGUUCAUAAAUUUUCAGAAUAUAUUCCUUUAUGACUUAUCCACGUGUCAUGUUUUUUUAAACUGUUUACAUUUUUUAACUGUGUAUGAGUUAAAUAUUAAGAUGGCAUCAAGCAAACAUACGAGCAUUCUGUUCCAUGAGUGUAACUCAAGUCUGGUGGAAAGCUGGUUCUUAUACUAUUAAAAAUUCACACCGAA
This is a messenger RNA of Rhincodon typus (whale shark), 6216 nucleotides long. RefSeq names its product RAB43, member RAS oncogene family (gene rab43). The coding region runs from base 253 to 879 and encodes 208 amino acids. Gene Ontology annotation, molecular function: GTP binding; GTPase activity. Gene Ontology annotation, cellular component: trans-Golgi network. The transcript is spliced from 3 exons. NCBI's taxonomy places the organism in Eukaryota, Metazoa, Chordata, Chondrichthyes, Orectolobiformes, Rhincodontidae. The record is from RefSeq and is a predicted model, not a curated record.